Molecule: messenger RNA, 819 nt
Organism: Naegleria fowleri
Lineage: Eukaryota; Heterolobosea; Eutetramitea; Acrasida; Naegleriidae
Exons: 1
Coding region: 1-819 (272 amino acids)
Source: RefSeq, a predicted model, not a curated record
AUGUCUCGAAAACUCAAAGUUAUUUGCCUAUUGAUCGCCCUGAUGUGUUGUGUGGUUCUUCUCUCAGCGAAUCAUGUUAAGGCAGCAGACGAAGAAGUAACUGUAGAGAAAGAAGGACAGUCACAACAGACUCCAACAGAUCAAGCCUCAAUUCCAUCAAACGAGAAAGACAACAAAGAAUUGAAUACUCCCUCGAACAAGAAUCCACCCGAAUCAAGCUCUCUCGAUCUGGAUAGGAACGAAUGGAGAAACUUGAUGAAACAAUUAAGAAAGUAUCAGUUCGGAAAUGACUGGUUUGAAGAUCAUCAUGACUCUCUAUUCCCUUCCUCAUUCUUUGGUAAUCGAUGGUGGAAUAGAAUGUUUGAUGACGAUGAAGAUGAUUGGUUCUCAAAUUCAUUCCGUAAAAUGAGAAGAAGAAUGAAUAAUUUGAUGAAGAGACAUUUACUUCCUUCCAUCUUUGAUGAUCAUCAGUGGUGGGAGGAUUGGAGUAACACUAUCAAUUCUUUGAGAAAGCCUGCAUUAGAGUCAACCAAAGAUGAAUCUUCAAAAGAUAAACAGGUUGGUGUUCCAACGAGAAGAGGUCCUAUUUCCUCCCAUGUGAAAACUUCAUCCAAUGAUGAAGGAAAUGUUGUGAGUGUCUCUGUCACUAACAUUCCAAGAGAUGUGUUUGACAAGAAAGAUAUUGAGGUUAAGGUUCAAGAAAAUGUUCUUGGAGACAUGAUCAUUAUUAGAGGAGAAAAAGAAAAACUGACAAUGGCCAUUACGAAUUUUCCAAGUCGUACAGAUUCCCAAAGGGCUCUAUCGACAUGGACAAGGUGA